AUGUCUUUGAAUGACUUUCUGAGUAAGAACUACGGAUCGAGCAAACCGAGCAAAGAGAAGCGGAAGAAGUUAGCGGUUUCGAAGACUCCAGGGCUCGACAUUGUGGAUGCCUCUGCUGCCAACGAUAUUCUACUCACCCGUAAUGUCGAACAACUGGCUAAUCCUAAGGCUCAAUCUGAUAUGUCAAAUCAAAAGCAGAAGAAAAAACUGUGGAAAAACCUCAGCACAAACGAAUUAAGCGUUUGGCAACCUGUUGAAGUGAGCACAGAGAGUAGCAGACAUACGUCGCAGUCGAGCACCCCGGUGGGAUUGCAGUCAGCUGCUGAUGUGAGAAUACAAAUGGAGGAGCAAGAGCAGAAUGAUAGAGCAGUCGUGGCUGCGGAACGUGGAAGUGGCCAAACUGUUUACAGAGAUAACCAAGGUCGAAAAAUCAACAAUUAUCAAGAAGCUUUCGCGUCCGAGAAAGAAAACGAAAAAUUGCGACAGAGUUUAUGGCAGAAGGAGCUUCAAGACCUAAACUUGGGCGAAGUGCAAAAACACAGUGCGCUGAACCUCGGGAAUAAAAAAGCUGACGGUGGCGAUACCGAAUUUGAAGACCCUCUCAAUGCUUUCAAAACAGGUACUCUAGCAGCUGACUUAGCUCCUAGAUCGACGCUUGGCAGGAAACUGUAUGAUAAGAUCAGUCCUGAAAAUCGUUUUGGAAUAAGGCCUGGCUGGCGGUGGGACGGAGUUGACAGGUCAAAUGGAUUCGAGAACAAAUGGUUUAUGAAACAGAACGAAAUAAACGAGAGGAAAGUGCAAAGCUUCACAUUGCAAGAGGAUGAUUGA
Molecule: messenger RNA, 828 nt
Organism: Lachancea nothofagi CBS 11611
Lineage: Eukaryota; Fungi; Ascomycota; Saccharomycetes; Saccharomycetales; Saccharomycetaceae
Source: the annotation of a GenBank genome assembly